AUGGCUUCUAAAGAGAUCACUGCCUCUGGUUUCGUCAGUGUGAACAAGGAUAUCACAGAAAGCAUCAGGAAGAUUAUCGAUAAAUCAUCUAUAAAGUUUGUUCGUGGCAUCAAGCUCGACACCAAAAAUGGCAAAACAGAGGACAGGAUACUGGUCCUCACAACAUGGCGUCUCUAUUUCCUGGCGACAAAGAUUCCCGCCAAGGUCGAAUCCACAUUCAACUUCUUGGAGAUUCGAGCUCUGAAUUCACACCCUGAGCAGCAGGUCAUCAUCGACACUGACAAGUCCAGCUACUCCAUGAGGUUUGAAUCCCGCGAGCACCUCAAUCAUGUGGUCAGCCAUAUUAAUUUCGCUCUGUCUCGCAUAUUCAACAACUCCAUCUUUGCCCCGUCCAUCAGUCACUCAGACAGUGACCUUUCUGAGGGGAGCAGGAAGUAUUCGCCCAGCUCAGAGACUUCAGUGGAAACCCAGAGGGCUUGUGGAGGCUUCUCAGAGACCUACGCCGCUCUGUGUGACUAUAAUGGCAUCAGCUGCAAGGAGGAAGUGCAGUGGGAUGUGGACACCAUCUAUCAUUCCCAGGACAACCGAGAGUUUAACCUGCUGGACUUCAGCCACCUGGAGAGCAGGGAUUUAGCUGUGAUCGUCGCCUCGAUGGCGUACAACACGUGGUUUACCAAGCUGUACUGCAAAGACCUGCGCAUAGGGUCAGAGGUCACGGAGCAGGUCCUGCAUACGGUCAGCAAAUCGUCCAGCCUGGAGGAGAUCACUCUGGAGAACGCCGGGCUAAAAUCAGACUUCCCUCAGAAGAUGUCCGCCGCUCUGUCAGAGAACCCUGCCUCCGUCAUCCACUCGCUCAACUUGGCCCACAACUCACUGGACAACCAAGGUGUGUCCAACUUAAUACAGCAGGUGUGUCGCCUCAGCAAGGGACUUCGUCUGCUCAACCUCUCCAAGACCUCGCUCACCUCCAAAGGAGUGGUGUCUCUCUCUCAGGCUCUGUGCUCCAGCGACGAGUACUCCAACUCUCUCCUGCACCUGGACCUGAGCAAGAACCCGGGGGUCCUCUCGGGGGAGGAUGCCUCGAACUUGUAUCUCUUCUUGUCUCAGCCCAACUGCCUGGUCCAUUUGGAUCUGUCCGGCACAGAUUGCUCCGUGGACUCACUAUUUGGGGCUCUUCUGAGGGGGUGUUGCGCUGAUCUCUCCUUUCUGAAUCUUUCCAAAAAUUCCUUCUCCCACAGGAAAGUGAAGGACACGCUGCCGAUGUUUCGUCAGUUCUUCAGCUCGGCCUUCAGCCUCACUCACGUCAGCCUGGCCUCUAUGAAGCUGCCCCCUGAUGUUCUGAGGGCUCUCCUGGCAGGGUUGACCUCCAACCCUCAUAUCAAUGACCUUCAUCUGGACAUCAGUGGUUGUGAGCUAAGGUCUGCAGGAGCUGCUGUAAUCCAGGAACUCUUCCCCAGAGUCUCCUCCAUCGCCACUCUGGAUAUCUCAGACAACGGUCUGGAUGCAGACUUGCUCACAGUGCUGCCAGCCCUCUCCAGACACCCCUCCCUCAGACACCUUCAUCUGGGCAAGAACUUCAACAUCAAAAACAGGGUUCUGGAUGAGGUCCUGCAGAAGCUGGUCCAAAUCAUACAGGAGGAGGAAUGUGCCCUGCAGUCGCUGUCGCUGACAGACUCGCGCCUACGCUCUCGGGGCACCGUGCUGGUCAACGCCCUGGGCAGCAACACCUGCCUGAGGAAGGUGGACCUGAGUGGGAACAACAUGGACGACAUCGGAGCCAAGAUGCUGAGCAAAGCCCUGCAGAUCAACACCACACUCAGGAGUGUGACAUGGGAUCGCAACAACACCUCCGCAGCAGGGUUCCUGGAUGUGGCACGAGCACUUGAACAUAAUUUCACCUUGCAAUACAUGCCUCUCCCCCUAAGUGACAUCAGCCAGGCGUACCGCAGCGCCCCCGAGAGGACAGAGCAGGCACUGACCAAGAUCCAGCGCGCUCUGGUGAGGAACAACCAGACCCAGAGCUUCUCUCAGCGCCAGGCUCUGCGGCUGCACCAGGGCCUGGUCACGAGCACCGCCGAACAGGUGAUGGAGCGCCUGUGUGUGCGUGUCCAGCAGCAGGUGUGUUUGCUGCGAGGUGUCGGGGAGAUGGAGGAGAUUCAAGCUGCUAAACAAGUGCUAAAAGAGGCCAGGAAUUCCCGCGCUCUCUACCCUUCACUGUGUGAGCUGGCUCAUGUGCUGUCUGUGGACGGGCCGGUGCGGCAGAGACUGGACUCUCUGGCUGGGGAACUCGCUAAAGCUGCAGAUAAGGAGCUUCAGGUGAUCGUGGACUCAAUGGUGUCCCUCUGUCGCGAGCUCUGUCCUUUAUCUUCUUCUGCGGCGGAGAGGUUGAGUCCUCCGCUCUCGUCCGUCUCCGAGCGCGUGUCCAUCCCUCGCUCUGCCAUUCGGACCGCCCUGAUGGAGAGAGCAGCGCAGGACAUUCACCGAGCCUUAGAAGAGGUGAAGCUCUCAGUGGUUUCCUAUCUCACCAACUCCAUCGUGGACCAGAUCCUGCAGGAGCUCUACGCCACCCAUAAGACCCUGACCCGGCAGGUGUCCCACCUCAAACGGUGGGACGGGACGUGUGAAGACGGGACAGGCUGGAGGUUUAACAGACACAGAGACUCUCUGGACAUCACAGACGAGGAGCUCGGCACCAGCAUAGACACAAUAGCCAUUAAGAAGCGCAGCUCGCGAACAAGACGAAUCCGACCCGUCUCCACCCGGCUGAGUCUGUGUGACGACUCCAGCUCCUCUCCACCCCCCUCCGUGCCAUCGUACUCGUCGCCGCUAUCCCGCUCGGCAUCCUGGGAGGGCCUGUCAGAGCUGCCAACACAGGGCCUGCCUCUCCAUCACGUAACGAGGGUUCGGCCGAGACCUCCGCGGAGACACAAAGGAGGACACGUCGCUUCUGAGACGCACUGCAGUGAAAAUGGAGGAAUAAGCCCUCUUGAUGAUGGACUCCCAGACUUCUAUACAAAACGAGUUCUCCCUGACAGCCAGCUGUCCUCUCUGCACAAAGCUCACUCCCUGAGGAGGAAGAAGAGGAGAAACAUGCUCGCCAUCUUUGGCUUCCGUAAAAACCGCAACCAGACUCUGUCCGGUCAGGGUCCCCAGGAGUCUGAGGCAGAGAGUUAUGGAGAUUGGUGUCACACUGUUGCUACAGCACCCACAGGGACCGCCACGGAGAACGUGUACACGUUCCUCCAGCCGCCGAGGUCCUCCGCCAGAGUGGGAUCUCCUGGAGAAGGGGCUGAUGGGAAAAUGAACGAUCUCCAGGGGAAAAAUACUCUCGUUCUGAGUCCGCCGCCGGUGCCGGGCAUCCCUCACCCAGGCGGGGGGGGGGGCAAACACCCCUUUUAUUCUCCCAGAGAGAGAGCUGAGGGAGACGCUGUGUUUGAUCAGCCGGUGCAGACAGACAGGUACUGGGCGGACGACAAGCAGAGGACAUCCGAGGUGCUGCAGGCGGACAAGCAGUGGAUGGAGGCGAGGCAGAGCGAUCAGCAGUUUGACGACAGGCUGCAAGAAAGAACCACAGAUCCCAGAACGGCCGACAGACAAACGGACAGUUACUGGACUGAGAGCAGACAUCCAGACAGACACGUGGACAGACAGUGGACUGUUGACAGACACACCCAACGGCAGAUUGACAGGAAGAUAGAGAGGCAGUGGAUGGGCGGUCGACAGAUAGACAGGUCGUGGUCGGAGAACAGACACGCGGACGUACAGGUGGACAGUCAGUGGACAGAGAGCAGACAUCCGGGCAAAAAGAUGGACAGACAAGUGCCGGCGCUUCACUUGGCUCAGAGGCCGCUGCCUCCGUACCCGGCGGAGAGGACGCCUUCGCCAAAACAGGAAGCAGACCCUCUGAAAAGCUCAGAGGCAGACUGGCAUCAGCAGGACGCACAGGGAGACAGACUCAUGAGUCCCGACGCUGGUGGAGGGUUUACAGAAGGAUGGAGAGGCAGCGCAGCAGGAGGAGGAGGAGGAGGAGGAGGAGGAGGAGGUCGGGCUGCUCCCUCUGCAUCUAAACCCGACCCCCCGCCACAAAGCAGCAAACCCAACCUGUCCAAGCUGAGGCAGAGACAUCGGCUGGAGAGCUCCGACGCUCUACCAGGUACAGAGGAGGAAGCAGAGCCAGAGAGGGAUCCUGGAAAGAUGGAAAAGAAAGAAAGAGAAAAAAGAAGAGAUUCAGAGAGUCAACCUCCUCCGAUUCCAGAAAAGCCAAAGACGUCCUCGUAUGUGACUUUUCCAAAAGAAUCAGCCAUUGAGAGGAACUUACCUCCUCCUCCUGUGCCGCCUCCUGUUUUCAAGCCAUUGCAUGGAUUACCAGACAGAGCUGCAAGUCAAGGUGAAGAAGGACUGAGACCUCAGGCACCAGUGAAACCACAGAGGAACAGAAAGGCCAUGUCUUGUGACGCAGGCACUGACAGGGAAAGUCCUAAUAACGUUGAGAAGCCCCCAAACCGCAAACCCCCUGUGAAAAAACCUAGACUACCCCAAAACAGAAAUAAGUCACUGGACUUGUCUGACAGCAUCAACUCAGCACCUGGUCACAGCGAGCUGUUGUGAUGCCCUGGAAAUUCGCCUUCCCCCGCUGUCCGGCCGAAGUGUUGUCAUGACAACCGUGGAGCAUUUAAUCCGGCAAGGAGACAACGGAAAACAUCUGAGGGAAAAAGUCUGACAGCGCAACAAGACAGACAUAAAGCAUCAGUCACACGUUUCUGUUGAAACACUCACUCUCCUUAAUGUCACUUCCCUCCCUCGUCAGCUUCACCCCGACCGUGUUUGUCUUUGCUUUCCUCUCACGUGAAAACUCGCUCAACUAUUUUUUGUGGCUACAGUAUUUUAACAGUAUUUGCUACUUUAGAAAACCCAAAUGAUCAUUGUCUUUUGUGUCGGUGGACGAUGGUCUGAGCACUUGAGCAUUGUGGCUUUGCUAGACAGAGGAGAGAAGAAUGUCUUUGUUAGAAUGUGAUUUCAUAAACCUGCAGUGGAUCCUUGAAUGCUGAUAACAGUUGAUUGCCUUGGUUUGACACUUGAAAAUGAGUUGCUUCUUAUCAAAUGAAACUUGAUGAUUUAUAUCUAGUUUUGCUUUCAGGAACUGAAAGGUAAUAUAUUUUAUAGAAAAAGUAAAUAUUAUGU
Messenger RNA from Seriola dumerili (greater amberjack), 5181 nucleotides. RefSeq names its product capping protein, Arp2/3 and myosin-I linker protein 3-like. Gene Ontology annotation, cellular component: lamellipodium; plasma membrane. The coding region runs from base 1 to 4608 and encodes 1535 amino acids. The record is from RefSeq and is a predicted model, not a curated record. Gene Ontology annotation, molecular function: protein binding. Gene Ontology annotation, biological process: cell migration; regulation of Arp2/3 complex-mediated actin nucleation. The transcript is spliced from 40 exons. Lineage: Eukaryota; Metazoa; Chordata; Actinopteri; Carangiformes; Carangidae.